ACUUAUGAAGAGUAAUUAUGUGUUACGUUAUCGGGUUCUUAACUUUUAACAUCAAUAUUUGUACCUAAAUUAUAUUUUCGAAAUAUCAUAUGUAAUACUAUAACUCUGUGUAACGUAAUUGUUUUUAGUUUGAAGUCUAAAUUUAGUUACUGUGUUUACAAAAGUUUUCAGAAAACAGUCACUGUUACUUGUAUGUAAUUAAAGCUUCGACGAGGGCAAGAGAAUGAGUAAGCUAUGUAACUAUAAUAUAACAUUAUGUUAAUGGUUAAGUUUGUGCAAUGCAAUUUAUAUAAAAUUUAUAAUCACAUUAUUUUUUUUAAUGUAUUUAGAUAAAACUAGCAAACAAUCGGAGACAUGGUUAAAACUGUUUUUCAACUGGCAAGGGUUUAAAUAUACCACUCAUAAACACUUUCAUUUAACCCUGCUAUGUUUUCUGUAAUUGACCAUGUCUCUGUGAUAUCUGAAGAUCAUUGAAGGAGAUAUGAAAAUGGAUAGUUCCACAGAAAAUUGGGAUCCAGCUCUUACAAAAUUGUUGACUUCCUUGAAAGAGGUACAAUCUGAUGGAGAAGAUGUAGCUUUCUUAAGUGAACUUUUGCAGUCAAAGCAGCUCCAUGCUUUGGUACAAGCUCAUAAUAAAAUUGUUGCAAAUGGUAAAGAUGAUAAAUUUUAUCCGCUGCUCUCAAAUGCUAUGCAAGUCACUCUUGAAGUAUUUCAAAUGCUAGCUGAUGUUAUUUCUGUAUCUAAAGAAUAUGAGGAAUUAUUAAGCCUCUUACAAAAACCACAUUUUCAGGCUAUACUCUGUACUCAUGAUGCUGUUGCUCAAAAAGAUUAUUACCCGCACCUUCCUGAUGUACCAUCUGAUGCUGAUGAUGAAGAGGAGACUGUCAAAAUUGUACAACUUGUUAAAAGCGAUGAACCCUUGGGUGGAGCUCAGAGUGCAGAGCCAAUUGUGGGGGCAACUAUCAAGACCGAUGAAGAAACGGGAAAGAUUGUUAUUGCCCGAGUAAUGCAUGGGGGAGCAGCUGAUCGGUCUGGUUUAAUCCAUGCUGGUGACGAAGUUAUAGAGGUCAAUGGUAUUAGUGUGGAAAAUAAAACUCCAUCUGAUGUUCUGGCAAUUUUGCAAAAUUCAGAAGGAACAAUAACAUUUAAAUUGGUACCUUCAUUUGGUAAAGGAGGUUCCAGGGAGAGUAAAGUACGGGUCAGAGCUCUAUUUAAUUAUAAUUCAUCAGAUGAUCCAUACAUACCAUGUAAAGAAGCAGGAUUAGAUUUCAAAAAGGGUGAUAUUUUACAUAUUGUGUCACAGGAUGAUGCUUACUGGUGGCAAGCUCGCCGGGAAGGUGAUAGAGUGAUGAGGGCUGGUUUGAUUCCUUCACGAGCAUUACAAGAAGGACGCAUUAUUCAUGAGAGACAAACAGAUCCUCAGACAAUGGAUGGCAACCCUGCCUUGUGCAGCCCGACCACAGCAAGUUCAGAUUGUGGGCCCAAAACGCCUUGCUCGCCUAAUCCUACCGCCACUGCCUUAUUGCCAUGUAAAUCUACUCCAAAAGUUAAGAAAAUAAUCUAUGAUAUUAAGGAAAAUGAUGAUUUUGAUCGAGAAAUAAUACCAACGUAUGAAGAGGUAGCCCGUUUGUAUCCGCGACCAGGAAUGGUAAGACCUAUAGUGCUUGUUGGAGCUCCAGGGGUCGGCAGGAAUGAACUCCGUAGGAGACUUAUAGCAACUGAUCCUGAAAAAUAUGUCACACCAAUACCAUGUAAAGAACAUGAAGAAGUUUACUAUACUGAUCUAUCAAUGUCGUUUUCACUUAUAAUAUUAGUAAGAUGUAAUGUCGCUGUGCGUGUUUUCGCUGUUUAUUUGCAGUUAUUAUGUUUGUAUAGUAAUCAAAUAAUUAUACCAGGUCGGGUAUGCGUGAUAAGUCCACAUUGGCAAGCAUUGAAGAUGUUACGAACGCCUCGUCUGCGUCCCUAUGUAGUGUUCAUACGGCCGCCAUCAUACGACCGGCUCGUCGAAACACGAACGUCGGCGAACGCUCGAUCGACCUUCGAUAAGGAUAGCUCACGCUCAUUCACAGAGGAGGAAUUCAAUGAUAUCAUACGUUCAUCAAAUCGUAUAAAUUUUCUAUAUGGCUACAUGUUUGAUGAAGAGAUUGUGAACGAGGAUCUAGGCAGUGCUGUGACGCAGCUUCUUAAGGCCUCGUGGAAGGUUCAGUCGGAGCCUCUAUGGGUCCCAGCGUCGUGGGUGCAGUAAACUUUAUCUUAUCGUCUUUUUCAUAUAUAUAUAUAUAUCUAGAUAUUUCGUUGUUUAUUAUAACUUUUUAAUCGCAAAUUCAAUAUAAAAUAUAUAUGUAAAGAAAAAUCUAGUCAAAAUUCUGUAACUUUAAUUGUUUGUUACCAAAGAGUAGACACUAAUUGUUUUAUUCCAAAGUUAUAUGAGGGAAUUAAUAGCGUGUUUAUCGUAAUACUGUUAAGUAAAUCUAAUUUUUCUGUCAUUAACGUAAUAUAUUUAGAAAAUCUAGUACAAAGUUGUUUUGUCUGACAAUAAGACAUGGUUUGCUUUAUCUUAAUAAGCUACAAAAAACCAACUCACUAUACUACAUAAUAUGACGGAGUAACAAUAAAAUUGCGUACUAAAUAAGAACAAUUAGUGAAUAGAGAAUGUGGGUUGGUUUCUUGUAAAUUUUGAUCACGGCGGGGACAUUGCCGCGCCCCCCUUAUGUCCCUUAACAUACCCAGAUGGGGCGCACAAUGUGUUCAUGUCCGUGUCCCCAACGUUACUAUAAGUGUAUUGUGAAUUUUAAUAACUUUAUUGUGCCUCUUAAAUAAUGUAAGAAUAUCGUCUUAAAAUUAUUAACUUCCAGUCGAGAGUGUGCAAAAAAAAGAAAUUAUAUGAGCGAGCGUUAUAUCCUAUUUCUUAUUCGUUCUUCCACUUUUCAAUUUUAUUAGUUUAUUUAUAAAUUGUUGUAACAGUUUAAUAUAUAUGUUUAUAUUACAUUUAUAUUAAAAGCGCGCGUGUGCUUAUUUUCUGUUACUCGUUCUUCCACUUUUCGUAAUAAUUAUUUUAAAAAUUUGAUUAUUAAAGAUGAAUCAUUAUUUUAAUACAUGAAGCGAUGAAUUUGUACCCCUUUUUAAGGAAAUUAAAAAAAAAACUAAUCUACGGGAAAUUUGACAGUCAAAAUUAAUGCAGGAAAGAAAUGCCUGAAACUAUUUUAAUCAAAAGUAAUAAAAAUACUUGAAUUAUAUCUUAUUUCGAUCAAAAGGCGAACUCUAAUACAAGUUAGUUGUUUGGAAUACAAAAUGGCAGAUAAAUUGGGGUGCAUACUAUUGUUAAUGUUGUUCCCCUUUAUUGUCACAUUUCUCUGUUUGCACAAACUCAAAAUUUCUUGUAUUUGCAUUGAUGUAAUGAAAUUUCUCAGGACUUUCUCCUCACUUGGACUUAUUAUUUGUGACGUCCAUUUCUUUGGCCUGUUGUGUUCAAUUAAUAAUAUGAGAACUGAAGAGAAUUCUAAAUGCUGUAUAGGCGAAAUAAACUCUGAAAUAUAUGUGGUUAAAAUCUACAUUAACCAUAAGAUGUCAAAAGUAAAUAUUAGAAAACUAACGUUAAAAUUAAAAUGAAAUUAUCCAAAUUUAAAUAUUUAAAAAAAUUAACGUUAAAACUAUCAAAAUUAAUAUAUCUAUAGAAUCAUAGAUGCGUGUAUAAUUCAAAUUAUCAGCAAGAAAUUAGUAAUAAAUAUUAAAUAAGCGUGAAUUAAUUUUGUAAUUAUCUACAUUCAAGCUUACUAUAGAUAAACGAAGCUUUUUCUUAGAUCAAUACUGACCUUUAUAGUAGAAAAAAGUAUGCUCGACUAUAUUUAUUAUUGUUCACUAAUUCACACUUUUUUCAUAUAUUUAUAGCCUUUAGUAAUUUUUGAAAGUGAUCAAAGUUACAGUUUAUACUAGAACAUUAAAAUUGAUAUAAACUUUGUUCUUUUAUAUAUCAUCGCGACUAAAUCUUGAUAAACGCAUUUUAUGUCAAAGGUAAAUCUUAAAAACCAAGUGCGAGACAAUAUCUGAACAAUAACACUCACUUUCAUAAUAACUUUGAGCUAUGUCUUACUCGUCAUUUCGAAAAUAUCUUUAUUGAAUAAAAAUAAUUCCUAUGUAGUGGCGAUGAGUGGUGGACAGAGUUUAUUCCACCAUCAUACCUUUAGUUUAGGCCAUUUGUUGAUUAGUGUCAACAUUAAAACCAUAGAUGUAUAAUUUAUAGAUUCGGAGCACAAAAGAAAGGUGAAAAAAAAAUUUGCUUAAUCACAUUUCUAAAAUCGACUUACAGAUGCACUCAUAUGGAACACUCCAUCUAUAAGUUAUAAAUCUAUUAAGAAAUAGUUUCAAUAGUCCCAACGAAAAACAUAAGUAAAAAGUCUGAAUUUACCGAGCAUUUUAAAUAUUGUAGAAUUUUAUUGGAGUUAUAUUGUGAAUUACAAGUUUUGUUGUGCAUAUUCCUAAAGCAGUAUUUAUUUCAAUGGGUGUUUAUUAUUACACCGAGUUUGAUGUAUUAGUUAGUGUAUAGAUAUGGUUACAUAGCUGAAAAAAAUUAUAUGCGCUAAUACUCGUGUUACUGGUGGCAUGCCUAUUAAAAGCAAUUUAUAAGCAAUCUAUUUUGGGCCUAAUAUUCAAUAAAUUAUGUAAUAGUUUUUGAUCUUAAAAUUACUUUGAAUAACAAAGCAAUAUGUGAUAAAGGAAUUUGUGCAUGAUAGUCAAAUCAUCUUAUAUCUGUCAAUUAACAAUAUGGUAUACAAUUUUAGCUGGUACUUUCAGGCUUUCUAAAUAAAUGAGUUUUGUUAUAUGUCACCAGUAGCGUCGACUGGUAGCUAGAUUUAAAAUCUAUUUAACAAUUAUAUUGGAGAGCUACAAUUAUAUGUUUUAUUACUAUCAACUAAUUUUAUGUUAUGUACAUAUUUUCAAAAUUAAUUUUACCUUUUUAAAACAUAAGUCGUUCGGCCCACUUUGUAUUCAAUAGCAUCGCAGAAGUGAAAAGUCAAAAGAUGAUGUUAUUUUAUGUAUGGUAUCUCUGCAGCUUAAGCUUUGGCUUAAUAAAAUAAUUUUAUAUUGAGAAAUAUCACAAUGUCCUUUUGCAUGUGGCAACCAUUGAUAUCAAGCUGUUAAAUAAAUUAUUUUUAAACCUU
Messenger RNA from Papilio polytes (common Mormon), 5159 nucleotides. It is a transcript of the gene metro, whose product is annotated as MAGUK p55 subfamily member 7. Bases 482 to 2245 code for a protein of 587 amino acids. Gene Ontology annotation, cellular component: plasma membrane; cell-cell junction. The record is from RefSeq and is a predicted model, not a curated record. The transcript is spliced from 11 exons. Gene Ontology annotation, molecular function: protein binding. NCBI's taxonomy places the organism in Eukaryota, Metazoa, Arthropoda, Insecta, Lepidoptera, Papilionidae.